Messenger RNA from Exophiala oligosperma, 300 nucleotides. RefSeq lists its product as uncharacterized. Bases 1 to 300 code for a protein of 99 amino acids. The transcript has a single exon. The record is from RefSeq and is a predicted model, not a curated record. NCBI's taxonomy places the organism in Eukaryota, Fungi, Ascomycota, Eurotiomycetes, Chaetothyriales, Herpotrichiellaceae.
AUGGAGUCCAUCGGCAUCACCUCGGUUGGCCAAUGGUGUAAUACCUGCGGCUCCUCCCAGGACUUCUGUGUCGCGGCCAACGAGACAUAUUCAGGUUUAAGGGGCGCUUCCACCUCGGGCAGCUCAUCGUCGGGUCUCUCCAACGCCGCUGCCGGCGCUAUUGGUGCCGCUGUCACGCUAGGCGUCAUUACGAUUGUCGGAGCUACCAUCUACAUGCUCCAUCGCUCGCGCCGAAAGACCCAGACUUCGGCGGGGCGGUCGACCUCAUCUGAGAAACGCUCCGACAGCGAUUCCGUGUAG